AUGAAUAAACCCAGGCUUAUUCUCUUACAGGGCGACCUCAUCUGGUUCGAUCCAGGGGUCGGCUAUUCCUUACCCGGAGAAGUUGUUGAGUUUUCAAAGCCCGCCGGCGUAAUCAUAGUCCAGGCUAUAGUGGCGGGGCAACCGAAGCCGUUCACGCUUCACAAUUUAUCAGCUGUCCGACGUCGUGAGGAUCUGGGCCCCGAUGGAAUAGCUGAUAUCAUUUCCAUGAAUGAUCUGUGCGAGGCAAGCAUCCUCUGGAAUUUGAAAGUCCGUUACGACAAGCAGCAUAUCUAUACUAACAUCGGGAGAAUCCUAGUAGCCGUCAACCCGUACAAGCUAUUCGAGAUAUAUGGUGUCGAGGCGGUCAAGCGUUAUGAGGGUCAGAUUUUCGGAACUCUGCCACCACACAUCUUCGCGACCGCCUCGGCCGCCUACCAGAAGUUGAAUAAGAACGCGCUCGAAACGGAAAACCAAGUUGUCGUAAUUUCUGGUGAGAGUGGAUCCGGCAAAACUGAAUCGACGAAAUUGAUUCUACAAUACCUGGCUGCAGUCAACCGAUCGUCGAAUAAUCUGGUUACCGAACAGAUUCUCGAAGCCUCACCAUUACUCGAGGCUUUCGGGAAUGCCAAGACAGUCAAAAAUGACAAUUCCUCCCGGUUCGGAAAAUACAUGCAGGUCUUCUUCAAAGGCGGAGAGAUCACAGGAGCAAGAAUCAUCGACUACCUCCUGGAAAAGAGUCGUAUCGUCACUCAAGCUGCAGAUGAGCGGAAUUAUCACGUCUUCUACGAGCUCCUGGCAGGACUAUCAGAACAGGAGAAGGAGAAAUACGGUCUCCAAUCUGCAGAGAAAUAUUUCUAUCUCAAUCAAGGCGGCAGUGUUGCGAUCCCUACCAAAAACGACGUAGAGGAUUUCCGUUCGUUGCUCGCGGCCAUGCAAGUGCUUGGCUUGUCGAGCGAAGAGACCGAUAUACUCUUCAGGAUCCUGGCAACAGUAUUACAUCUCGGGAACGUUUAUUUCCAUCGCAAGCCUCUCAAACACGGCCAGGAGAGUGUAGAAGUCGGCAGUGAGGCCGAGAUCCGUUGGGCGUCUCACCUCCUGCAGGUCCCGAUCGAGGGCAUUCUCCUUUCCCUGACCACGAAAGCGACCGAAGCACGUGGGGAGCGUCUCCUCACUCCGCUGAAUAUCGAUCAAGCUCUCGACGCUCGUGACGCCAUUGCGAAGGCCUUGUACUCGACUCUAUUCUCGUGGCUCGUGCAUCGAAUAAAUUCGAUCGUUUUCAAGGGUCCUCGCAGAAGUUCGAUUGCCAUAUUGGAUAUAUUCGGCUUCGAAUGUCUCGCCGAGAACUCGUUCGAACAGCUAUGCAUCAACUACGCGAACGAGACUCUACAGAGCUUCUUGAACCGAUACGUUUUCAAGCUGGAACAGGCUGAAUAUUCGAAGGAACGAAUUCAAUGGACUCCUCUCGGCUAUCCGGAUAAUCUGCAGGUCAUAAACUUGAUCGCGAAGAAACCCGUCGGCAUUCUGCAUCUCCUGGACGACGAAAGUAAUUUUCCGAAAGCGAGUGACAUAUCCUACUUGGAGAAAUGUCAUUAUAAUCACGCUCUGAACGAGAUUUACUCGCGACCUCGCAUGAACUCUCUCGAGUUCGGCAUCAAGCACUUCGCUGGCCAAGUUUGGUAUUCAGUGGAUGGAUUUCUCGACAAGAACCGCGACACCCUCAGGCCGGAUGUGACAGAGCUGCUCAUCGCCUCCAAAAUUCAGAUGCUAUCGAAAAUGUUCCUCCAUCGACGUGAGCAGCUCGAUCCGAAACCUCGACACGACGGACGUUUCGUCACUAUGAAGCCCCGAGCCCCCACUGUAGCGGCUAGAUUCCAUGACUCACUUCAGGCGCUCGUAGAACAGAUGUCUCAAUGUAAUCCUUGGUUCAUAAGAUGCCUGAAACCCAACACAGAAAAGACAGCCAUGAAAUUCGACAUGCCUCUCGUCCUCGAGCAAAUUCGUUACUCCGGCCUCAUAGACACUGUCAAAAUAAGGAAAAUCGGAUACCCGAUCCGCUUCAAGUUCUUGCAAUUCGUUGACCGAUACCGGUGCCUUCUCGCCGAUGAAAUCGAUCGUACGGCGUCGCCUCGCGAUGUUUGCCACAGAAUCCUGGAGCAGUUCUCUUCGGAAGAAAAUCAGUAUCAGCUGGGCAAUACAAAGGUGUUCCUGCGAGAGCCCCUGGAACAAAUUCUCGACCAGGCCCGAGUGGCGACCAUACGUAGUGCAAUUGUCUUGAUUCAGAAAAAUAUCCGUGGAUAUCUCGCGCACAAGCGAUACGACCGUAUGAAGGAAUCCGCAGUGAAGAUCCAAGCCACGUUCAGAGGACACCUUCAACGUCAGAGAUUCCUGCAGUUCCGACGUGGUGUAGUCCGUGUACAAGCGAAUUGGCGAAUGAUCCGCGCCAAGAGAGAAUAUUCUCGGCUGCGUCAGGUUGCGGCAGCCAGAAGGGAACAGGAGAAGAAACUGCAAGAAGCCGAAAGGGAGCGCCGGAGCCACGAAGACCGGGAGCGUGAGAAGAGGGAGCGCGCAACCUUCCAACAUCUCGAAAUUCCUGCCGAACUUGGAGUGGCUCUAUCGAGAGCAGACGAAUGGCAAUGCGCUCAAACUGAGCGUAACAUCGUCAAGGCAAACGAGCGGCCACAGCGACGUCCGCGCCGAGUACCCACUCUGCCGGCAGACAUCGACAGCCAUAUGUUCACGAAGUUCACAAACAUUUACUUCAAGAACCAUCAAUGGGGACUGAAGAAAGAACCCAUCAAGAGCCCCUUCCUCGCGAAAUCUAACGAGCAGGAUAGCAUAGAGGCCGUGGCCCUCUUCAAAUUGAUUCUACGCUUCAUGUACGAUCCGAAUCUCAGUGGUAAUGAGGAGAGACUGGUUGGAGACUAUCUCGUUCAACGAGGUCUAGCUCGACCUUCGCUGAGAGAUGAAAUCUAUUGUCAAUUGGCGACGCAGACCUACAACAAUCCCGAUGCGGCUUCCCGCAAUCGCUGUUGGUUGCUCAUGUCGAAUUGCUUGUCCUGCUUCCCUCCAUCGCGCACACUGUACAAAUACCUCCUGAAAUAUGUCUCCGAUCAUGCUGGAGCGGACAACUAUGCUUGCCACUGUCAGCGUCUCCUCUUGCGUAUCGGUGCAAUGGACGCGAAAUUGGCUCGAACAUAUCCUCCGUGCCUCCUGGAGUGGCGCAACAACUCGAAUCGGUUCCAGAUGGGUCUCGAGGCUCUUUUCUACGAUCAACUCGACCCGUUAGACAACGUUCCCGUGAUUGAAGCCAACUCGUGGAGCACCGGACAAGCUUUCGCCGCUGAGUUGUUGCAUACGCGAGGAAUCGAAGAGACAUUCGGCUGGUCGACGGAUCUUAUCGAAGACGGUGUGACGUAUUCACUGAAUGGCUCCGAUUACCUCAUGGACUUGAUCUCGGAGACCGAGAUCGCUCCAGGUUUCGAGACCUGCAAGAGCUACUAUCUCGUAUCGGCAGAACGUCCGCGCAAGGGAAACAUGGUCUCCGACGGUCCUCACAACCCAGAUAAAUACAAUGUUUACGAGGUGGACUUCAAGGAAUUGCCACCUUUGCCUUCGAAUCCACCCCCAGCGAACAGAGGUCGUCCGAGGCUAGCUCAGAGAAACGUUCCGUCCCAGCUGCCAUCAAUGGAACGCGCAGCGCAUCACAUGAGCACCGACGCUCUCGGCAUCGGGCCACCUAUGAGCAGCGGGACCCUCAGGGAGACGUGUCCGAUGCGGAGCCGAUCAAUGGAUGACUUGCUCGAUGGGGAUCGCGAGGGUCCACUCCCUCUGUCGAAGAGAAGCGCUCUUAACGACAGAUAUUUCGAGAUGCGACGAAGUCACCAGCAGCUGACAAACCAGGACCAGGGCAGCACGAACAGCGAUCCCGACGACAACCUGUUACCGCUGAGCACCAGAUCACGCCUGAAUCAUCGCUACCUCUCCCCGAGCUCUCAGGAGGAGCACGGACUCACAGCGGGAACGGAAAUUUCAGAACUUUCCCCCGUCGCCGGAAACCGGAGUCACCCAGCGUGGCAGAAGAAACUAGGUUUGAGCGCAUCGGCCCUGAACGAUCGUUACUUCGACGGCGCGGACUGCACGCCCUCUAAAUUGGUGACCGAGAAUCACAUCGAGCCGCAGGACAAGUUUUCGGCGCGUCCCUUGGCCUCCAGGGCCGACCUGAAAUAUCCUCGACAUCCGAAGACCAAGAGAGCCGCAGGAUCUCAGAGAGGUGGUCGCGCCGGCGAAUACGUUCGCUCAUCCGCAAUGUCGGAUUGUUCGGAAGCGCCCUCUCUGGCUUCACACGUGCGGAACGUGAAGGUUCCCUCGCAUACGGCUGAUUUGGACCAGUAUCUAGACGAGCUGUUCAAUCCUGUGCUCGACCAGGACGACGGUCUGUCAGACGCGAGGUCCUUGGCUGCGAGUCUCAAGGGCAGGAACAGAGAUUUCGAUGACGACUCUCUCAUCGAAGCUAUGAGCGAUCCAGUGAGGCUCUCGAGGAAAAUCAAAGGGAUGCUGCUCGAGGACGAAGACGGUAGGCUGCGGCGAACAAUCGGCUCGAAAACUCCGGAUCCCGUGUUUCCACCGCCGAUUCCUCCUCCGAUGCCACCGACGGAUGCGCCAUUCCAAUCUAUGAUGCCGGUCAUACCACUCCUACAACCCCUGGAAGUGCAGACGGCCUCUUUGAGCUUCGAAGACGAUGAUCUCUCGUUGGCUGAAGACUCACUCGGCAUCUGUGAUCCGAUCGCUCUGAGCGCCCGCAUAAAAGGCGUCACGGACGGCAUAGGAACAUUAGAUCAGGGUGCUGCUCUCCAAGCAAAUGCUCUUUUCGGUUUCAAUCCUCAGCAGUUGCAGGGUCCCAACAGUCCAGGAAAUAACAGCGGAGCCUCCGCUGCUAACAAUAGUGGAAACACUCCGGGCUUUUAUAACGUCCCCCUGUAUAAUGUAUCAGGAAUGACGGUCCCGAUGGUCGACGCGAGCCAACUCAUCCAACAACAAGUUCUGCAACAGCAUAUGAUGCAACUCCAGCAGAGAGCCUUCCUAGCCAGCGCUGUCCAGCAGAACCUUCAGAUACAGCAACAAUUGAUGCAGCAGAGCGCCGCCCUCCAGCAGCUCUUGCAGAGCACGGUCAUAGGGGGCACGAUGUCGCCGAGCGAAGAAGGCCAGAGCCUGCAAUCAACCACUUCGGCGCCAGCGAAUCUACAGAAGAAUGUUUUUCAUCCUUCCGCAGUGAACCUUAUCAACCCGAUGAUGCUCGGUCAAAACUCGCCCGGUCAAGAUUCAUCGGCACCUCAUUCCGUACCUCCGUUACCGACCCAGCCGAGCAAAUUCAAAAAGUAUUCGCCCGAGAAAUCUUCAUCCAGUGGCGAGAACAGGAGUAAUUUCCAGAAUGUUUUGUCGGAACUCAAGAUGAAAACUGGAAGCUCGCUCCCAGAUCCCCCGUUAUCGCCCACAUCGGCGAAAAAAAGAGCAGCCGAUCUUUACGGAAGAGCUAAAACCAUUCGAAUCGGCAAAUGGCGGUGGCCGCCUCCUCGCGAUGAGAAGGGUAAUUGCGUGGCCGCCCCGGGCCAACCAACGUCGUUUAGUGAAUUCAAGAAACUGAAACGGGAGGCUAAGAAGCAAGCAAAAAAAGACGUUGGUCUCGCCGCACCCGACGACGACGAUAUCGAAGUGAGCUCCUCCGACGAUGAGCGCUACAUAAACGGCAACCCGUACAACCAGGCUCCCAAUCAUGGAAGCGACUACGUACCGAGAACGAACAAAGAUGAAAUCAUCAAAGCUUUUGAAGGACGCUCCCGACCCGAUCCUGGCUCGAUCGGGAAAAUUCGCAUCAGCAAUGAGAUGAAAUCGAAACUAGAGCAGCUUACGAUCGAUCACUCGGUGCGUUCGAAGGGUUCGUCGGCGAAAGGCCCCGUGUCAUCGAGCGGUCAUCUGGCAUCGGCGUUCAAGCUCAACGAGGAUCGAAAAAACGUAUUAGAGCGACAACUGCAAGGCUGGUCGGAUAAUCAGGGCCACAAGUGGACGGAUGGAAGAGCUACGCAGGCAUCGCGGGCCGGACAAGAAUCGGAUGCCGAAAGCUUCCAUGUCGACAAUCUCGUCAAGAACAAAAUCAGGAAAAUGGAACGCGCCUCGCAACAAAUAAACACCACGGUAUAUCACGCCAUUGAUCCGGCUUCCUCCACGCCAAUCGUCGGCACAGCUUACGGGUAUGAUGAGAACAGCUGCCCCGACUCACCGGCUCUAGUUCAGAACAAGAAGAAUCAGAGGAAUCAACUCGGCCCCCCUCCCCCACCGCCAGCGUCGAAGAACAAAAAACAUCCGGAAUAUGAAGACGUCAAACAGACGGCAGCUGCAAUAACGGCCCCUGAGCGCAGUCGACAUCCAGCACCGCAGCACAUGCAGACGAAACUGUUCCCUUUGCCUCAAACUCCUUUCUUGAUGUACACGAAGACCCGAUGGGAGCUUCGGAUUCGGAAGGAAGUAUUCUCACCGCUGGAAACGCUGGAAAACCCCAAGAAGAUUCAUCUUGUCUUUGCUCAAAUCAUCCGGGAGAUAUCCUCGGGAACGACGUUGCGGCUCACCUUACCAGAAAUCAACAAAAUACGCGCCCUCUUGUCGGAGUUCGGCAUCACUGAGAACAACGUGAACGCGACUGCUCAUAAGCUACAAACGAAGAAGGCGAUCAUCCAGCAAUGCAAAGAAUUCCCUAAUUAUUUCUCGCGUAUUUUCCCGAUUUCGGGGGGACGACAUCAUCCGAACGCUGAGAUGCUCGGGGUGUCGCAUUCCGGACUCCGUUUAUUGAAAAAAGUUUCGGAACUCAACCACGACUAUCUGGACGUCCUGGAAACGAUACCCUUCGAGGAAGUGGCCGACGUUAUUCUAGCGAAAGUGUCGACGGUCCAACUUUUGCUUCGCAAUGGAGGCUGGCUGACUCUGUACUCACCGAAAGCUCCGCACAUUCAUGCCAUUAUAGAUCAAUUUUCACAAGAGGCAUUACAAGAGACCGGUAUCGAGUUCGUUCGCGCCAUCGCUGACUAUGAAACAUCGGAGGAGAGUUUAUUGAGCUUCAGACGCGGUGACAUCAUCCGAAUCCUCAAAUCUUCUAAUGCAAAUGUGGCCAAAGGAUGGCUCUACGGAGCUCUGGAUACCGGAAAAGCUGGCUUAUUCCCUGUCGAGUACGUGACGGCUCUGCAAAGCACAGCGAAUGGCCCGAUAUCGCAGCAUCCUCAUGCUUUCUGGAAUGCUGAGCAGAACAAGGACGAAACGCGCACCCACUCAACUCGUGAGCUGAAGGGAAUGCCUCUCGAUGGACAAAAAAGAAUGCCGCUGCAGGAAUCCAACGGUGUUCCGGGCGUAACGAAUGGUCACAAUAACAACUUCACCGGCCUAUCGGAUAAUGAGAUGGAGAACAGCUUUUCCGGAGGCCGUAACAACCCGCAACCAGACUCGAGCAAGUUCUCCAUGCUCCAGUUCGCGAUGUUCAACUUCCGUGACAGCUUAGACAAGUACGACGUUCUCAGAGAUCGGGAGAACUCAAUACGCGGUAGCAUCAAGAUGUUGGAAUCAUUGAAGCAGAGCAAACAGCAGGGCAAGAAGAAAGGCAAGAAAGGCGACGACGACUCAGAUUGGACCUGGAAAGAGCUGACCGAACUGGUGAAAUUCAGCAAAUCCCCCUUGCAAAAGUCACUUCUGCCGUUGGAGUCACCCGAAUUGACUAAAGUUGCUGUGGACUGCUUUCUCCAAAUCAUGCGAUACAUGGGCGACUACCCGAUGGCGAAGGGAAACCUCGAAGUGGACAGUGUCUAUGCGGUAUUGAGUACCCUGCACAAGUAUCCGGUGCUGCACGACGAGAUCUACUGCCAAAUAAUGAAGCAGUGCACGAACAACAAGUCGUCCAGACCGGAAUCCUGCCAGAAAGGCUGGCGUUUGUUCUCCAUAAUCACCGCGUACUUCGACUGUAGUGAAAAUUUGCGUCCAUAUCUAUUCCAUUUCCUCAAUACGGCAGCCCACGAUAAGAGACGCGCCUACCAUGGAACUGCCGGCGUGUGUCUCUUGAAUCUCAGGAAAACAUUCCGAUAUGGUGGGAGGAAAAAUGUGCCGUCUAUUGAGGAGAUCGCGGCCAUCUCUGCAGGCCGAAAUUCUAAGCGCCAAAUGUACCGCUUACCGGGAGGAACAGAGCGUAUAAUCAACACGAGGUCGACAACUGUUGUGGACGAUAUUAUCGAGGAUAUAUGUUCUGUUCUUGGAGUCACAGAUUUAUUAGAGAUGGAGGAAUUCUCCCUGUAUUGCAUCGUAGAAGGAGAUCCGUUCACAAUGCCCCUGAGUAGGGAUGAGUAUAUUUUGGAUGUCACGACAGAACUCUUGAAGAACGGCCACGUGUUCUACUUGAUUUUCUGUCGAUCCGUCUGGUACUAUAAUCUGAGGUUGGACAAUCAGCUCUACAUCGAGGUGAUCUUCAACCAAGUCGCUCCCGACUACUUGGAGGGUCUGCUGUUAGUGACCGAAGGUGACGGACUAUCCGCUGCGGCUGUGGCAGACAUCGCGCACAUUGCGUCUCUUCUGCAUCGAGCGGCGGACAUGCAGCAUAUGCCGACCAAGGACGAGGUGAAGUACCUCCUGCCGAAACCCGUACUUCCGAUGAAGGAAAUCAAGCCCCCCCAAUGGGUUGAGAUGGUUCAGGCACACUGGAGCAGAAUGCUCACCAUGAGCAACACAGAGGCGAAAGCUCAAUGUCUGAACAUUCUCCAGAGAUGGGCCCUGUUCGGAAGCUGCUUUUUCGCUGUCAAAUGGAUGCGAGGCGAAAACUCGGCGGUCGAACAGAUACUGGCGCUCAACAGAGACGGUGUUCAUUUCCUCGACGUGCAGAGUCAUGAAACUGUGUGGAUGCAGCCCUUCUCUGAGAUAAUUUCUACGAGGAAGGUACAAGCGGAGGACGGGACUCUAUUCCUGGAUAUGAAAUGCGGGAAUCUCAUGCAACAGAAAAUCACGCGUAUCCAAACGGAUCAGGCUCAUGAAAUAUCGAGACUGGUCCGACAGUAUAUAAACAUAGAACACGGUCUCCAGGGCAAAGCUCAGAAACCUCCCGGCCAAAAUAUUACGUUAAGUCGCCACUGAGAGGCUCGUUGACGUAUAACUAGCGGCAGAAAUCUGGAAGGCGAGCGACUGAUCGAAACUGGUGACGGCUGCCGCCAUUUGAAUCGUCUAUUUUGCCAAUCGCGUCUAGCCACGAGCGGUCGUUCUCUGUGCUGCUUUCUCGCCAUCCCAUUCGCCGAAAUGAUUCG
Galendromus occidentalis (western predatory mite) is the source of this 9320-nucleotide messenger RNA. It is a transcript of the gene Myo10A, whose product is annotated as unconventional myosin 10A. The transcript is spliced from 29 exons. Gene Ontology annotation, molecular function: cytoskeletal motor activity; protein binding; ATP binding. NCBI's taxonomy places the organism in Eukaryota, Metazoa, Arthropoda, Arachnida, Mesostigmata, Phytoseiidae. The record is from RefSeq and is a predicted model, not a curated record. Gene Ontology annotation, cellular component: myosin complex; cytoskeleton. The coding region runs from base 1 to 9153 and encodes 3050 amino acids.